Molecule: messenger RNA, 2278 nt
Organism: Amoebophrya sp. A120
Lineage: Eukaryota; Dinophyceae; Syndiniales; Amoebophryaceae
Source: the annotation of a GenBank genome assembly
GCACCAGCCCGGGCCAACGGUCGCCAACUGGCGCGGGGGCCCGCAGAACGAGCGUAAGGGAGAGCCGGACCAGUUGGGCUGCGAAUUCAUCGAGUACAAGCGAAGUCCCUCGUGGUGGACACAGGAAAGGGACUUUGCGCAGCGGGCGCCAGGAAACAAGACACUGACGCCGCACGUUCUGGACUUGUCCAACCUGGGGGGUGGAGGUCCUCACCCGCGUGCAGUUGCCGAUGCGGAGCACCGGGAUCCGACCACCCACCAGCCCUUCCGGUUCCAGAGGCACCCAAUGCUGGGACAGAACCUCGUGGACGACCUGGUGAGUCGGGGCACCUACCGGGCCGACGAGAUCGGCAUCGCCGUAGCCGGGAACCACGGUUUGCCGGGCGGCGGGACCUCGGCCUUGCGCUCGCCCCGGCGAGCGAAUAACAACCCGAUGGCAAAGUUCCGGCUCAACGUGACUCAGAUCAAGUCGACCCACAAAACACAGGAGGAGUCCGUGGUGAGCAACUGGUACGUGCAUGCCGCCGGGGGCAUGCCGAGAGAUCGCGGGCAGGUCCGGGGCCGGUUUCAGGCCCGGUUCAAUCAGUACGCGCAGAAGGCGAUCAAGCUCUAUGUGUCGACGAUCCAAGCGAAGUGGGGCCUGGUAACCAACCUGGAAAACGACUUUGCCACCUACCAAGGUGUGGACUACGUGACCACGCGCAACCCCGUUGAUUUUUCCGACUGCUGGGUCGUGCGCAACACGAAAAUCGGUCGAGAGGAGAACAAUCGCUACAAGAACUUAUGAUACGAAGACACAGUAGAGAGCAGGAGUACCAUCGAGCAUCAUUUUUGAACAUGCCACCCAAGAACUUGUUGUCAUGAUUCAACGCCAAUAAAACGGCCGCCUUGAUACAGAAUCAAUCCAAUAGUACUUCUUAAAGCUGUGCAACAUACAACGAGCAGUGAGCAUGACAGUUUUGCUUUUCAGUAUUUGUGGGGCAUUUCUUUAUAUGAUGCAUGAUUGAUACUAGCGGAGGUUUUUAAAGCGAUAAGAUUGGCUGGCUUGGCACAAGAUCGGCGGGCUUUUUUGGGUGGCGGCGCCGAAUGCGGGGUACGUGUCCCGAGGCGGGCCCUGGGGCAGCGGUACGCGCACAAACAACUCCCUUGCGCAGCAGGACAUGGACUUUUUUCUCGCCGGCUUGGAAGCCGCCGUAACCGCGGUACUGGACGCCGCGAUUCAGGAGCAGAUUGUUUUCGGGAAGGCGACCACUGUCCUGGUAUUCAACCAGUUGGGCGGCGGCCUCUACUGGCCCAAGCAGUGGCUGCCGAACGGCCCGAAGAAGGACCCUCAGCCGGGCCAGGUGUCGUACCGAAGCAUCUUUCUCCGUGCCUUGGCGGCGGAAGUAGUGGCGCCCGGCGGGCAGCGGCUAAAGAAAGCCCAAUUUUUCAAGGACGUUGUACUUACCGGCUUGUGAAGAUAAAAGCAGAAGAACAACACCGAAGAACUCCAAAGCCCUUAGGACAGUGAAAGAUGUGGCGGCCGUCUUUUCUGUCACGAACUGCUGCCCUCCAUAAAACAUUUCGUUUAUUGUUUUGAUGUUUUGGUUACGUGGCGAAAGACAAAGAUAGGAUGAAGAUGCUAGAAAUGUCCUCUUACUUAUUAUCGUUGGUGUAGAAGCAGUAGUAGAACUGAUGGCGUUGCUGUUAUUCCUUUUUGGUAGCCAGCUGAAACAAAUUGGACUGUCAGCAUUGGUCGAUCGCGCAACUACUUACUUUUUUAUUUGAUCUCUCUCCUCAUCUUUGCUACCCAACUUUUUGAACAGUGUGUGUCCUCGAAGUGGGAAAGCAGAGCCAUUUCGUUUUUGGAUCCGUAAUAUGAAAAGGCACACUGUAUGUGAAUGUUAAAGUUUUGGAUUGCACAAAAGUAAGAUAGCGGGACCCCUUGUAAAAGCACGUGUCCUCUGUUGAAAUGUUGGAUUUGCGUGUAUGAUUCUGCAACAACUACCCUAAACCUAGAGCUUGUAUGAUUCUGGAAAAACUACCCUAACCCGAAAGCUUUACUCAAAUCCAUUUUCUAAAAUUCUUCACAAAUCCGGAGCUACUGGACCGGAAGAACUAUUUGAGCAAUUGUAGCGUACGACCAUACAAUGAAUUGCGUUUUGAUUUGCUCCCUAUAACGAGAACUCCAUUCGUUCCCGUAGCAGCAGGUGAUGGAGUGCUUCUGCUGCCCCGAUCGCGGGAGACGAGACCGGCAUCCGCUCACAUAGAAACUGACUCGCAUCACCAGAGGUGGCAU